UUACGCUCGACUUUUUGGCGCUGUAGGCGCUAUGGCGCUAUGUUACGUUCGCUGUUAAUUUGGCUGUGUUUGAUGUGCUGAUGAUGGCUGCUUAAUAUCGUAAUGAUAUUGUAGGAGGUACAGUAAUGCAGUCAUUAUGGCAAUUAAUUUUUGCCUGCCUAUUUACAAACCAAUAAUAACAUCUUCAACUGUCUCUGCUGAUAGUUAUGAGAUAUGCAAUUUGAUCAGCGGAGAUUUCAGAAGAUCUCACCAAGGCUUUGUCGCUGAGAGUUUCAUUAGGCCUCCAAUUACUGUAACAUUGGAAUUUCUUUGCAACAUUUCAAUACAGAGUAUAGUUAUAGCGCCCUCUGUUGGCCGACAAAGGUCUUCAUCGUUUGAAAUAUACACAAAAUCCAUUCCAAGCCAUAGGAGAUUGUUACCAAACCUUGACCUUUGUGUCAAUCAUCACCAGGCAACAGAUGAAAGCUCAAAAGCAAAUAUGAUUGCCUAUGGUGCUACUGAAGUAUUAGUUGGAAAAGCAUUUUCACAAAAUCCAGAUGUUAAUUUAUUCCGUUUUGAAAACAAGAAAUUCACUGCAAGACAGCCAUUUAUGGAUUGUUCAGCAAAUCAUUCAGGACAUGAAGGAAAUGUAAUCAUAAGAUCAUUACAUCAUCAUCGAAGUAAACCAUUGGCUGAUGUAAGUCACCUGACUGUCCGCAUUGUUCGUGUCCUUGGUGCAACAGUACCAUGUAUUAAAAAGAUUGAAGUGUGGGGGCAGCCUUCCUUUGCAAAUAAUCAAAGUAUUAUUAAUUCGAUUGCAAAGAUAUUCACAAGUUUGAGGGCUCCUAAAGAAGUUCCACAUCAGAAACAAGAGGAUAAAGAUACUCAUCAAGGCACCACUGAAGCUCCAACAACUGACAGUGUUGAGGCUUCCUCUAAGAAUGGAACAGAGUGUCCUGAAGAAUUCAUUGACCCAAUUACACUUGAAGUUAUGGCAUUGCCAGUUUUACUCCCAUCUGGUCACACGGUUGACCAGUCAACUCUGGACCGGUAUGAAAUUUCAAAUGCCCAGUGGGGCCGGCCUAAAACUGACCCCUUUACUGGUGUCCCUUUCUCAGAGACUCUUAAACCUAUACCUCAUGCAAGGCUUAAAACUCAUAUAGAUAAGUUCCUGUUAACAGCAGGGAAAGAGUUUGACACAGUUGCAAGGACUUCUGGGAGGUCCAGUGCUAAUGCAGCUCUCGUUUCUACAAUUGUCGCAGACAAAAAUGUACAGUUGCCGGUAGAGAGAAAGGAACUUAAUAUUCGUUCAAAUGCGAGACAUUCCCUUAAACAGAGUAUACCAAUGCAACAAUGCAAUGCAGAAGAUCGACACAGUAAUCAAGACAUUCUUAACUACCAAUAUUCAGUGCAUAGUUCAAAUGAGCAGCCGAGUGUUUGCAAGGGUGUGUCACGUAAUCUGCAGCCCAAUAUUAGUAGGACCACAAAGAGAAAUUCCAGUGCACAAGAUAUUUGUACCUCUUCAAACAAAAUGAGGAAAACAGGAAAUGCUACCACUCAUGAACAAAAACUAGCAGACAGUUUGGAAGAUGCAAUGAAUAGUAUCCUAGCAACCAGACGCAACUACAGGAAACUUACCAUUCCUAGCUCGGCAGAACCACCGAUCCAAGUUUGUGCAUCUUGCAAGACGAAGCCCGUCACUAGAUCUGUGUUCUACCGUCUUCCGUGUCAACAUCUUAUGUGCAGACAGUGCGUGACACGCGAAGGUAAUAACAAAUGCGCUGCAUGUGGUUUCGGCUUUAACAACUUUGAUAUAGUGAGAGUCCAUGUCAGCUGAUUCUGUGCUGCAUUCCAUGAUGCGAAUCUGUCUAUUGGUACUCAACCAUAGAGUCAUUUGUUCACUGGUCCAAAUCCACUCAUUCUAGCUGUAAUACAAAAGUAUCUAUCCUUUGGAAGAACAAUCAUUCCAUUGAAUAAGACCUCUGACUGUCUCAGUUACGACUUAUCAGUGCUUCCUUUGUUCGCCAUUCACAAGGAUACCUAUACUAAGUAAAAGACUUGCAUGUGACAGACAUUGUACAGUAAUCAUCAUUGAACAAGUACUGUAAUUCUACUUUAUCAAUAUCAGCAAAUAGGUCAGGAAUUUCCCAUUCUUCUGCAUCUAGUUAUUCCAAUAGCAACUCCAUAUUGGGUUAAUAUUACAGCAGUGGGUCAUUAAUAUAUGGAACAACCUGGACAAACUAGAUAAGAAAUUAAAACCUAGUUUUUUUUAUGAUUAAUUCAUUCUAAAUUAUUCAUUAUAACUAAUUCAAUUUAUAAUUGAAAUUGUAACUGUAAAGUGGGUUAAAAGGGCAUGUGUUACAACCUCACAUGCAGCCAAAAUGGAUAUUAAUAGACCAAUUCGGUGAUGUUUGUUUACAUCCGGUCACGUGACAUGAGUUUGAUAUACCAUGGAAAAUAUUUGAGUGCGAUCAGUGUGAAAGUAUAGGAAAAAGUAAUUUUAUGGUUUUUUAAAACCCCCCACACCCCACUGUUAACGCGAGAAAUAUAUCGCAAGGAAAGUCAAUACGAUUGUUGAGAAUAGUUUUUAUUUACUUAUCUUAGCCUUGUAUGCUUUAAAAUUUAAGAGAUUUCUUAAGCCUUAAAAUCGUAGCAUAGUUCCUAAACAGGCUGUAUUUGCAGUGGCCUAGACCUAACAUUUGUCGAAAAAUCUCAAUGUUUGCGGCUAUUAUCUUUUAGAGCAUUAGCAAUAUCCACGUAAUCACUGCUGUGACGCCCAUCGCCAGAACACUCCAUUAAAUCGAGUUAACUGAAAAAACACACAUGCACUUUUGGUGGAAGCCUACGCAGCUUUGUACUUUCUGACGAGAGAAAAUGUGUUUAUAUUUUGCAAAGUAACAAUUAAAGAAUCGUUUGAGGUUAAUUAAUUACUCAGUGUAAUAUAUUUUUUAUUUUUAUGUUAUUAUAAAUCCAUUUGAGAAGCACUGCCCUAGGUACUCUUUUCCUUUGAUCAUUAUCUGCAACAUCGUCAGGGCCACCUGGGGAUUUUCUUAAUUGCAGUACGCAUAAUUCAGCAUUACCAAUCUCUUUCAGAUCAUGUACUAUUAUUGAGUGAAGAGAGGUAAACAGAUAGUGUUCUGUAUACCAGCUUUUGCUGUCAAAAUUUGAAUUUGCUUAUAGAUUUAACAACUAUUACCCCAUGCAUGAAAAGUUCUAUGAAAUAUUGUUCUCUGUCACUGCCGUAUAUAUUGUGACAUGGAAUGUUUUCUGACAGUGGAACGCACCUUAAAAAAAAAACAGACAAAUAUUUUUGGUGCUUUAAUUUAUUCUGCAAAGAAGCCUCCACUAUUGAACAUCUUAGUAAUGAUAAAUUAUAUACUUUUUAAUAAUAAAGAUAACAAUAAAGUAAUAAUAUUUAUACAUUUUUUAUAAAUAAAAUAUUUUUCAAUAUUUCAUGGCAUUAAAUACAUUUAACUGAUUUUGAUAGCAAUAUUACCAUGACAUGAAUGCUUUUUCACUUUAUUAGAUCAUGUAGGUAUAAAAUUUGAUACUUCAUAAUGUCAAUGAAUAGAUAUUCAGAUAUAUGCAAAUUUAAUCCAGAUAUCAUUUUAUAAAAAUCAAUCAUUAUAUCCCACCAUGCAAUGGCAAACAACUGAAGCAAGAUUCUCCAAAUUGAUGUUGAUUCGACAAGCUCUCUAAUUAAACUAAUCUAACUUGCCAAAUUGUAUUGAAAAAAUGGUUUGAUGGUCCGUAGUCAACAUACAAUUUUUUUUUUGAAUUAUCACUCUUCCACACCAAUAGUCAUUACUAUUGUCUUGAUAGUUAUAAAUAAUAGACAACCAACACAAGAAAAGUGUUGGAUCACCAACAUGUUUUAGAUACGAAAAGCACAGGAAUAUCAUAGUUAUCAAUUAUGAAAUAAAAAAAAAAUAUGCAUAAAUUA
Messenger RNA from Anneissia japonica, 3922 nucleotides. RefSeq names its product RING finger protein 37-like. The transcript is spliced from 4 exons. Gene Ontology annotation, cellular component: nucleus. The record is from RefSeq and is a predicted model, not a curated record. Gene Ontology annotation, biological process: protein polyubiquitination. NCBI's taxonomy places the organism in Eukaryota, Metazoa, Echinodermata, Crinoidea, Comatulida, Comatulidae. The coding region runs from base 137 to 1816 and encodes 559 amino acids. Gene Ontology annotation, molecular function: ubiquitin-ubiquitin ligase activity; ubiquitin protein ligase binding.